CGAGCAGCCGCCUUGCCCGCGAGCCCAAGAUUUCAUAUUUUCUGCGGGAGGCACCGAAUCCGACUAUGAAUAGCAUCCGUGUUGUUUCUUGGGUUUUGAGAAAGAUUUCGCGGGGAAGUUGUGUUCUUGGGCUGGUUCCCCGCACCUAAAGAAGGGUUUUCCAACUCAUCAAUAAUCAGCAAAAUAUGUGAAUAAGUCUCCAAUAUACUUCACACCAUUUGAGCCAGAUGAAAAUAGGUCUUCUCAUAUUGUUGGUUCUCUCCCUGGUCCUGUUCCCUGAUGGGAUUUGCAGGAGCUUAGCCGCAAGGCCUUCUACCGUGAAUAUUGGGUCCAUUCUUCGAUUUAACUCCACCAUCGGAGGUGUUUCGGUGGUUGCUAUCCAGGCAGCCUUGGAGGAUAUCAAUUCUGAUUCAACAAUUCUAAAUGGCACAACUUUAAAAGUUGACAUGAGAGAUACAAAUUGUGAUGAUGGUUUCCUUGGGAUGGUUCAAGCUUUGCAGUUCAUGGAGACUGAUGUUAUUGCAAUCAUUGGCCCACAGUGCUCAACAAUUGCACAUAUCGUUUCAUAUGUAGCAAAUGAGCUCCGAGUCCCUUUAAUGUCCUUUGCAUCUGAUGCAACUUUGUCAUCAAUUCAAUUCCCGUUCUUUGUUCGAACUGCUCCCAGUGAUCUCUAUCAAAUGGAUGCUGUGGCUGCUAUUGUUGACUACUACCGCUGGAAGAUAGUGACUGCUAUAUAUAUUGAUGAUGAUUAUGGCCGAAAUGGCAUUGCUGCUUUGGAUGAUGCACUUACUCAAAGGCGCUGCAAAAUCUCCUACAAGGUUGGAUUUUCUUCAAAUGCUAAAAAGAGUGACCUCAUAAAUUUAUUGGUCAGCGUUAGUUAUAUGGAGUCUCGUGUCAUCAUCCUUCAUACUGGUGCUGGACCUGGACUCAAGAUUUUCUCUCUGGCCAACCAACUAAGCAUGAUGGGCAAUGGCUAUGUAUGGAUUGCAACUGAUUGGCUUUCUGCUUAUCUUGAUGCUAAUUCAUCAGUUCCUGCUGAUACUAUGUAUGGUAUGCAAGGAGUUCUCACUUUACGCCCACACAUUGCUAACUCAAAGAUGAAGAGUAAUUUGAUCUCCAGGUGGAGCAGUUUAAGCAAGACAUACAAUCACAGUGAUCUCCGUACAAGUUCAUAUGCUUUUUAUGUUUAUGAUAGUGUAUGGGCAGUAGCUCGGGCUUUGGAUGCUUUCUUUGAUGAUGGUGGGAAGAUUUCCUUUUCAAAUGACUCAAGGCUGCGUGAUGAAACUGGAGGUACUCUUCACCUUGAAGCAAUGAGCGUUUUUGAUAUGGGAAAUAACUUGUUGGAGAAGAUUAGAAAGGUAAACUUCACGGGGGUGUCUGGGCAAGUGCAAUUUGAUGCUACCGGUGACCUCAUUCAUCCUGCCUAUGAUGUCAUAAAUAUUAUUGGAAAUGGCAUGCGAACAGUUGGCUAUUGGUCAAACUAUUCUCGUUUGUUGUCAACUGUCCUUCCUGAGGUUCUUUAUUCAAAGCCUCCCAACAGUUCUCUAGCUAAUCAACAUAUCUAUGAUGUCAUUUGGCCUGGGCAGACUGCACAGAAGCCUCGAGGCUGGGUUUUUCCUUCUAAUGCCAAGGAGUUGAAAAUUGGUGUCCCCAACAGGUUUAGCUUCAAAGAGUUUGUCACAAAAGAUAAUGUUACUGGAUCAAUGAAGGGUUAUUGCAUCGAUGUCUUUACUCAGGCUCUGGCAUUGCUUCCUUAUCCUGUGACCUACAAGUUUAUACCUUUUGGGACUGGUACUGAAAAUCCUCAUUAUGAUCAACUCGUACAAAUGAUUGAGGAUAAUGAGUUUGAUGCAGCAAUAGGGGAUAUUGCAAUUACAAUGAGCCGGACUGUGGCUAAUGAUUUCACCCAGCCCUUCAUUGAAUCAGGCCUGGUUAUCUUGGCUCCGGUUAAAAAGCACAUAACAAAUUCCUGGGCAUUCUUGCAGCCAUUCACUCUGGAGAUGUGGUGUAUUACUGGAUUAUUCUUUCUUAUUGUGGGUGCUGUUGUUUGGGUUCUUGAACAUCGAAUAAAUGAUGAAUUCCGUGGCACACCACGAGAACAAAUAAUAACUAUUUUCUGGUUCAGCUUUUCGACCUUGUUUUUUGCACAUAGAGAAAACACCAUGAGCACCUUAGGACGUGGUGUCUUGAUCAUAUGGCUAUUUGUUGUUUUAAUCAUUCAAUCCAGCUAUACUGCAAGUCUUACUUCCAUCCUGACCGUUCAACAACUUGAUACUUCUAUCAGAGGAAUUGAUGACCUGAAAAAUAGUGAUGAUCCUAUUGGUUUCCAAGUUGGUUCAUUCGCAGAAGAAUACAUGGUCAGGGAGCUGAACAUUUCACGGUCGAGGCUGAAAGCUCUUGGUUCUCCAGAAGAAUAUGCUGAUGCACUCAAGCGUGGCCCUAAGAAAGGAGGUGUGAUGGCCAUUGUAGAUGAGCGCCCCUAUGUUGAACUGUUUUUGUCAACUUAUUGCAGGAUUGCUGUAGCCGGUUCGGAUUUCACCAGUAGAGGAUGGGGAUUUGCCUUUCCAAGAGACUCCCCUUUGCAAAUUGACCUGUCGACUGCAAUUCUGUCACUAUCAGAGAACGGGGAGCUGCAGCGGAUCCAUGACAAGUGGCUCAAGACGGGCGAGUGCACAGCUGACAACACCGAGUUCGUUGACUCAAACCAGCUCCGCCUUGAGAGCUUCUGGGGCCUCUUCCUUAUUUGUGGUGUGGCAUGUGUCAUCGCACUGCUCAUCUACUUUAUCAUCGCUGUACGCAAAUUCCUCAGGCAUGUACCUCCAGAAGAACCAGCAACUCCAGAAGCGCCAAUAUCCCCAAAGGAAGAACCGAAAUGCGACUGCAGAAAGUUCCUCUCAUUUCUUGAUCACAAGGAGCCACCAAAGAAGAAGCGGUCCUUGAGUUCGACGCCAACAACACCAGUGAGCAACUUUACUGUCCUUCAAAUAGAACGGCCUGUGAGGUCAGUCAGGAAUGGUAAUGCUGUUGACUUAGAGAAUUAGUGCGUGUGUAAAAAGCUGAGAAAAUUUUAUAUUCUGGAUCUGAGAUAUGCCAUCUUUGGCCCAGCCUCCCCAAUUUAGUUGAGAGAACAGAACCAGAGGCUGCACAAGAUGCUAUCUGUAGAUUUCAAGCAACCCGGUGAUGGACAAGAAAAAUCAUCUGAGGCCACUUUGGCAACUGAAAAACUGUAUAGAAGCUGCUAUUCUUGUACUUGAUGGUAUUUUGAAUGGAGGAAAUAUAUAUGUUUGUUUGAUUAA
Oryza brachyantha (malo sina) is the source of this 3296-nucleotide messenger RNA. Its product is annotated as glutamate receptor 3.1. NCBI's taxonomy places the organism in Eukaryota, Viridiplantae, Streptophyta, Magnoliopsida, Poales, Poaceae. The coding region runs from base 228 to 3041 and encodes 937 amino acids. The transcript is spliced from 8 exons. Gene Ontology annotation, cellular component: plasma membrane. The record is from RefSeq and is a predicted model, not a curated record. Gene Ontology annotation, molecular function: glutamate-gated receptor activity.